Molecule: messenger RNA, 929 nt
Organism: Mugil cephalus (flathead mullet)
Lineage: Eukaryota; Metazoa; Chordata; Actinopteri; Mugiliformes; Mugilidae
Product: cyclin-dependent kinase 2-associated protein 1
Exons: 4
Coding region: 339-878 (179 amino acids)
Cellular component (GO): nucleus; cytoplasm
Source: RefSeq, a predicted model, not a curated record
AGAAAACGUCGGGGAAAAUCCAAGUAUCCUGCGGUUAAAUCGAGUGUUAAAUUCGGGGUCUCGGAGAAUACCUGGAGAAAGACCGUGUCUGUAGUUUUUGUCCAGUUAUAUAUAUAGGGUCAGAUCCUGGGAGCUAGGCUAAUUCAUAUCCGCCAUUAUUACUAAUGUAAAAAAAGAAGAGCGCCAUCCGCGGGGAGACGACGACGGCGGCGGCGGGCGAGGAGGCAGGAGGAGGUGGAUGUGGAGCGGCGGUUUUCCCCGCCGUCGUCGUCCCCCCGGGGUCGUGGUGGUCCCCGUCGGUCGGUCGGUCGGGCGCCGUUCGUCGGUGGCAAAAAAAAAUGUAUGAGUUGUGUCUUGUUGAGGGCUCGUUCCGUUUCCUCCAUGAUGCUCCCCGGUCGGAGCCGCCGCCGCCGCCGCCGAUUGAUCCGAGUCUCAGGGAUUUUUUUUCCGCCUCUACGAGGACACCUGGCGGCCUAGGAGGGGAACUGCAGCGGCCGAACAAAGGCGGCGGUGGGGGAAGCUGGUUCGGCUCCGCGACGCCCGAGACAGGACACAUGACCGGCAGGGUUUUAAUGUUAUUAGUGGGAAGCCUUCAGUCUCCCUCAGCAGCUAAUCUGGCCACGUUGCAGUCGUACCGGCCUCUCCUGAGCGACUAUGGACCUCCAUCUCUGGGAUUCUCACAGGGCUCUACUGGCAGCCAAGUGCCUCAGAACAAAUAUGCAGAGCUGCUGGCCAUCAUCGAAGAGCUGGGAAAGGAGAUCAGGCCAACAUACGCCGGGAGCAAGAGCGCAAUGGAGAGACUGAAAAGAGGGAUAAUUCACGCCAGAGGGCUGGUGCGCGAGUGCUUGGCCGAGACGGAGAGAAACGCCAGGUCCUAGCUACGAGCGCACACUCCUCCCCGCGGAAAAAAAAAGAACCACGUUUCAUGA